Salpingoeca rosetta is the source of this 483-nucleotide messenger RNA. RefSeq lists its product as uncharacterized. The coding region runs from base 1 to 483 and encodes 160 amino acids. NCBI's taxonomy places the organism in Eukaryota, Choanoflagellata, Craspedida, Salpingoecidae. The record is from RefSeq and is a predicted model, not a curated record. The transcript is spliced from 2 exons.
AUGAUGAGCGGGUUAGCGCCGAUGUUGGAGCUGAGGAGACGCGUGCCGCGAUCCCAUGCACCUCAACCCACCCAUCUUGGUGCUCGUGGCGCCAACGAUGGCAGCGAUCAUGGUGACGACGGCCACAAUGCUGACCACGAUCAUGAUGAUGGUGACGGUCAUGAUCAUUACUAUGAUGAUGAUGAUGACUUUGCCGACGACUUCUAUGGUGAGGGAUAUGGUCAGUACGGUGAUUACAUCGACGAUGACGACGACGACGAUGACGAUGAUUAUGACGACGAUGAUUCUGAUGCUGCUGUCGGUGGAGGCCACCGACGAGUGGUGGCGGUGACACCACCAACGGCGAUCGGCGGCAGCGGGCAGCGAGAUCACCCGGCAGAAGUGCAGACCAGCACCAUGUCCGAAGACGAGGCCGGCGACGACCACACGCGGGCCACCGGUGGAGCCGCUACUCGGAGGGCGACGCAGAGGCGUUUGCGAUGA